AAUAAAAUACACGAGUAAAAAAAAUUGUUACCCUUAGCUGGAAGUUACAGAAUUUAUUACAGAAUAUUUGUGAUUAUAUUAUUUGCUUAAGUUUUAUCGCUUCACUAAACACAUGUCAUCCCGUGGUCGCGGAUAUGGCGGCGGCUAUAGUGGCAGAGGGAGCUAUAGUGGCCGAGGCAGUGGCUACAGGGGCACAUACCGUGGUAGCAGCAACAGAGGCUCGUAUGAAACCCGGGGUGGACGUGGCGGUGGCAGCUACUCUUCUUACAGCAAUGAGUCUCGUUACAAUAGCAAUAGUGGAAACAGAUACAAUUCAGGCCGGGAUAGAAUUGAUGAACCAUAUAAGAAAACUUACAGAUCAGAAAGCUCUGCUAGUUAUUCUAAUCGUGAUUAUGGCCGAUCAGGAUCACCCGAGCGCAAAAGGAUGAGAAUUGAGGGAUCCUCGAGUGAUAGACGUAGCCAUGAUGGCGGCAGUCAUUACGGCGGAUCGUACGGCGGUAGACAAGAAAGUUACAGCGGGGAAAGGAGAUCAUUUGGCGGUGAAGAUAGAAGACGUUCACCGACCCGUGAGACUUACCGCAAGCCAAGUGGCAUGGGUCCGCCGCGCGAGCCGCCCCGCGCGUCGACGCGGCCGCGAGCGGCGCGGAGAUCGUUCCGCGGUCGCACGAUGCGUUCGCGAGCCUCCUUCCGCGGCGCACCGCGUUCGCGUGCCACUUUUUCCUCUAGGCGAUUCGCUGAUAGAUCGCUCGGAUAUUCCCGCGUGUUCAGAUCUAUCAAAGGGCGAAGCUCUGUGAAGUCCAAAGAGAAUGCUUCCUCAACUGAAGAGGAUUGGGAUGAUGAUGACAAAGAAGAGACUACUGAAGAAAAAAAAGGAUCCAAGAGUAAAUCUCCAAAGCCUGACGAAGAAGAAGCAUCAGAUGUUGAACAAGAUGGAGGUGAGGACACUGACAAAGAACCGGACACGGCGUCAGAAGCGGCUCCUCCGCGCGUCCCUGCCUAUGUUCAUUUGGCAUGCGUACAUUGCAAGGAAAAAUGCGCUACAUUCGCUGGUUACGCGAAGCACCUUCUGACCGGCAAGCACCGCGCGGCGAUGUCUGCGGUGGCGCGGCGGCACAAGGCGCAGCUGCUGCGCAUGCGCGUGGCGCAGCGAGGCGCCCAGCGCGAGCUGGAGGCGGCGGCCGGCGCGGAGCUGGCGGCGCGCACCACGUUCUGCCUCGUGUGCCGCCUCAACCACCGCACCACGCGCCAGGCGCACAACCUCACCGACACGCACCGCGCCAUGAAGCGCUUCCUCAUGCCGUUCUGUCGCAUCUGCCGCAUCACCUUCCGCUCGCCCAUGAUUUACGAGCACCACAUAUGUUCGCUAGAUCACCUUAAGAGAAAAGCGACACAGUCCACCCACCGAGCCAGUCCAAAAGCUGAGGCUAGUGGUGAUGAGGGAAUGGAUGUUGAUUUGGAUAAUUUCAUGACUUUGGAUUCUGUUGGUGAUGUAGAUGAAGUCGAAGAUGACGAUUCUGGUGGUGAGAAAAAAGAAGAAUCAUCUCCCAAGAAACCCAAAGUGGAAAUUAAUAUUGGCAGUGAACAUAUUAAGAAACUAGAGGUGUGGUGGUGCGAGUUGUGCCGCGUGUACUUGCCGCGGGCGGAGGCGGGCGGCGCCGAGGAGGCUGAGGCGUUGCGGAGACACUGCCGCAUGCGCAUCCACCUCGGUCGCUACGUACAACACCGCGACACGCGCACCCUGCGCAAGCACGCUGAGCGCAUCCACCGCCAGCUGCAUCAGCAGAAAGAGGAAGAGAAAGAUCCUGCAAAAUCAGAUGACAUAAAUGAUAAAGUAAAAUCUGAGAAAACAGAACCUAAGGAAGAAAAUAAGAAGAAAUUAGAAAAUGGUGGAGAUACAACAAAUGCUACUGGGAGUGAAGACAAACUGUGGGCAGAUGUUGACAAGGAUAUUGGUGAACUCCUACGAGAAGUCGAUCCACAGGGCAAUGAAGGGAGUGACGAUGAUGAUGAUCUUGAUAGGUACGAUAAAUUUCGUAAGAGUGACAAGAAGUCAAAAGUUGGUGAUGGAGAAGAAAAUGAUUCUACAAUAGGGGGUGACUCUUCUUCGCAUGAGAAAAAUAAUGUUGAAGUAAAUGUGCCGGCUUGAAACUUUACAUUAAGCAAUACAAUAGAUAAGAGAUAUGAAUUCUGUAAAUGUUAAGUAUUUUAUUCUUUAAUAUUUCUGUAUCAGCUUAACAGAUACAUCCACAUUAAUAUAACCAUGGUAAUGUAUUUGGUUAAAUAAAUAAGGUA
Molecule: messenger RNA, 2292 nt
Organism: Achroia grisella
Lineage: Eukaryota; Metazoa; Arthropoda; Insecta; Lepidoptera; Pyralidae
Gene: Ciz1
Product: zinc finger protein on ecdysone puffs
Exons: 13
Coding region: 113-2146 (677 amino acids)
Source: RefSeq, a predicted model, not a curated record